AAACAGGGCUCCAAACGGUUUGUAGAGGAGGGUAAAGCUGUGGAUAUCUUCUGGGACCUCAAGGCUGCAAGAUUCAAUGGUGAAACUGAGCCUAAUUCUGAGUACUAUGUUGCUGUUGUUUGCGAUGAAGAGGUUGUGCUUCUUCUUGGUGAUCUAAAGAAAUAUGCUUAUAGGAAAACUGGGUGCAGGCCUGGUCUUAUUGAUCCCAUUUUGGUUUCAAGAAAGGAACACAUAUUUGGCAAGAAGAAGUUCGCUACAAGAAUCAAGUUCCAUGAGAAAGGAAGGUUUCAUGAGAUCUCAAUCGAGUGCAAGAAUAGAUGUAAUUACAGUGGCAAUCUUAGUAAUGGGAACUCUAUUAACGGGGAUGACCCAGAAAUGGAAAUAAGGAUCGAUGGAGACUUGGUCAUUCAUGUGAAGCAUCUCCAAUGGAAAUUUAGAGGUAACGAGUCUAUUAAACUUCAUAAACUAAGAGUAGAAGUAUAUUGGGAUGUCCAUGACUGGCUAUUUAGUCCUGGUUUAAGGCAUGCUUUGUUUAUUUUUAAGCCAAUAAUGUCAUGCACAUCUCUAUCACCACUAUCGACGUCAUCUUCAUCACCACCAUUAUCUUCAUCGACAUUGACACCACUGUCCUCUCAGACAGGACCUGGUUCUGGUUCACUAGAGAGGCUUGAUGCAGAUGGUGAGUCAUUUGAUUUUUGCUUGUUUCUCUAUGCUUGGAAAGCUGAAUGACAGGGAUAUACAGAAGCACCAACGUUACAUCAUCAUCAACACCCAAGAGAAUAAGGUUGUAAAAAGUAAAGGAAAAAUGGGGUGUUCAUGGGAUGGGCCAGCAGCAUGAGGUAGUGAGGAUACAGAUUGGGUUAAGACAGUAACAGAUGAUUUGGUUAAGAAAGGAAAUGGGGUCCAAUACUGAGGUGGGUAGUUAGCUACAGCCGGGGUUGAGCAAGUGGCCAUAAGUGGACAAGACAGAUAGCAUCACAUAACAUGGCCAACAUUAAUUUUUCACAUCUAGAGGCAUCUUCCUGUCUAUCUUCUCAAAAUCAUCUUUUCCUCUCUCUCUUCUCUCUCACUUGAUCUGGUCUUGAAAUACGAGCAGUUUGCUUUCAGAUUAUAGUA
Molecule: messenger RNA, 1116 nt
Organism: Populus euphratica (Euphrates poplar)
Lineage: Eukaryota; Viridiplantae; Streptophyta; Magnoliopsida; Malpighiales; Salicaceae
Exons: 1
Source: RefSeq, a predicted model, not a curated record